GGUUUAACGCAUGCCACUGUGGAAGCAUUACAGAGCGUGGCGUCGAGUCCAUGAAAGUAGGCGGCGUAUCAGACGAAACCGAAAUCGUCAAAGAUGUUGCGAUCACACCACAUGAUCACCGUUAUGCUACCAUGUUUAGUCCGGACUGUUUUCGCGGACAAUUGCUCCAUUUCAUCGUAUCAAUGUGGCACACACUUCACGUGCCCGAGCAUCUUUGAACGUAACAAUAUUUGUCCGUUCAGCAGAAUGCCGGAACAACGGGAGGAGAUCAAAGGCAAGCUUGCCACUUUCGGUAUGGGCUGCUUCUGGGCGGGGGAUUCUCUCUUUGGAGUACUGCCUGGUGUCAUCAGAACUUGUGUCGGUUACGCUGGUGGGAUCAAGGAGUCUCCGGCAUACAAGAACAUGGGAGACCAUACUGAGGUCAUCAAUAUCGAAUAUGAUCCAGAACUAGUAUCUUACACACAUCUACUAAGCUUGUUUUGGAACAAUCAUGAAUAUAGUCUAACAAAGAAGAUUAAAAGACAGUACAUGUCACUGAUCUUAUAUCACGAUGAAGAACAAAAAUUACAAGCUGAAAAAUCUCGCGAGCAGGAACAACGGAAGCGUGGAGAAGUCUUUGUCACAGAAAUUCAGAAGUUUUCAAAGUUUUAUCCAGCCGAAGAUUACCAUCAGAAAUAUCGACUGCAGAAUCAUCCAUGGCUAAUUGAAACAUUGGGCUUCAACACACGAGAAAUUUUGUGUGAGUCUCCACUAGCAGCCAAGUUGAACGGCUACAUCGCAGGAGCUGGUACCUUGGAACAAUUUGAAAGAGAGUUACCGAAUUUAGGAUUAAAUGAGAAGUCGGUACAAUAUUUAACGAAAUUUAUUAUUGAGAAUCAAGGCAGUGGCUUGUACUGCUAGCAAAUCUAGUACAAUGGGAAAAAUGCAAAUAAUAUUUUUUACACUAACAAAUAUAGGUUGGACAUUCUCAAAUUCUUCGUAAGAAGAACAUACACAGCUCGAUACACAUUAUAUACAUUAUAUGUACAUACUAUAUAUAUCAUGUACACUGGAUAUCAAUGCACAAAUGCCUUAAAUAUUUAUGUACAUACUUUUUAGUUGUUCAUAAAUAUUUAAUAUUAUGAUUGUAUUUAAUGUCCGCCUACAG
This is a messenger RNA of Atta colombica, 1147 nucleotides long. It is a transcript of the gene MsrA, whose product is annotated as peptide methionine sulfoxide reductase. The record is from RefSeq and is a predicted model, not a curated record. Gene Ontology annotation, molecular function: peptide-methionine (S)-S-oxide reductase activity. NCBI's taxonomy places the organism in Eukaryota, Metazoa, Arthropoda, Insecta, Hymenoptera, Formicidae. The coding region runs from base 94 to 900 and encodes 268 amino acids. The transcript has 4 exons.